AUGUGGACCUCGGGCAACCGCACCUACGCCAUACGCAUAUCUGACACUGGGGUCCCGCAGCUAUACGAGGAAGAAAGCAGGAUGUCUUCGCUGUCGCGUCGUGCGUGCUACAAGUGUGGCAAUGUCGGCCACUACGCCGAGGUCUGCUCAUCGUCUGAGCGCCUUUGCUACAACUGCAAGCAGCCCGGCCACGAGAGCAACGGCUGCCCUCACCCGCGCACCACCGAGACGAAGCAGUGCUACCACUGCCAGGGCCUCGGCCACGUUCAGGCUGACUGCCCCACUCUGCGCCUGAGCGGCGCUGGCACCAGCGGCCGCUGCUACUCCUGCGGACAGCCCGGACACCUUGCGCGCUCCUGCCCCAACCCCGCCGGCGGCGUUGGCCGCGGCGCUGGCAUCCCUCGCGGUGGCUACGGUGGCUUCCGCGGCGGUUUCGCUGGCGGCCCGCGCCCGGCUACUUGCUACAAGUGCGGCGGCCCCAACCACUUUGCCCGCGACUGCCAGGCUCAGGCCAUGAAGUGCUACGCCUGCGGAAAGCUCGGCCACAUCUCGCGCGACUGCACCGCUCCCAACGGUGGCCCUCUGAACACUGCUGGCAAGACCUGCUACCGCUGCGGCGAGGCCGGCCACAUCUCCCGCGAGUGCCCCCAGGCUGAGAUCAACGGCGACGGCCUCCCCGCUGCCCAGCAGGCUCCCGUCCAGCCUCCGGCGCCCACCACUGCCGUUGCCUAA
Molecule: messenger RNA, 732 nt
Organism: Lasiodiplodia theobromae
Lineage: Eukaryota; Fungi; Ascomycota; Dothideomycetes; Botryosphaeriales; Botryosphaeriaceae
Product: Zinc knuckle domain containing protein
Exons: 4
Coding region: 1-732 (243 amino acids)
Biological process (GO): positive regulation of cytoplasmic translation
Cellular component (GO): cytoplasm
Molecular function (GO): single-stranded RNA binding; mRNA binding; zinc ion binding
Source: RefSeq, a predicted model, not a curated record